Molecule: messenger RNA, 1838 nt
Organism: Euleptes europaea (tarantolino)
Lineage: Eukaryota; Metazoa; Chordata; Lepidosauria; Squamata; Sphaerodactylidae
Gene: ZYX
Product: zyxin
Exons: 9
Coding region: 20-1801 (593 amino acids)
Biological process (GO): integrin-mediated signaling pathway; transforming growth factor beta receptor signaling pathway
Source: RefSeq, a predicted model, not a curated record
UGAGCCGGCUUGUUUCAAGAUGGCCUCCUCAGGAGCCCCGGGAACCCGCAUGACCUCCACCGUCAGCAUCAACAUCUCCACUCCCAGUUUCUACAGCCCCCAGAAGAAAUUCGCGCCUGUCGUUGCUCCCAAGCCUAAAGUGAACCCCUUUAAACCUGGCGGGGCAGGGCCCGGAAAUGGCUUGGAGCAGACGCUGCCUCCGCCGGUCGGGGCUUGUGCCCAGAUAGGGAAGGUGGGAGAGAUCCCAGCGGCGGCACCUUCUCUUACUGAAGAUCUUCCACUUCCGCCGCCACCCCCUCCAGGGGAAGACCUGCUUCUCUCCGCCAACAGUUCUUUCCCUCCUCCGCCUCCCCCAUUCAUGGAGCCGUUUCCCCCAGCUCCGGAGGACGUCUUCCCAUCUCCCCCACCUCCCGUGGUGGAGGAGGAGCCUGUGUCUCUGAGUGGCUUGCCUGCCCCCCAGGGGCAGGCCCGUGGCAAGAUGAGCAGCAUUGAUUUGGAGAUUGACUCUUUGUCCUCAAUGCUGGACGACAUGGAGAAGAACGACCCCUUCAAACCCCGGGUGUUUCCUGGAUCUGUGGCUUUUGCAGGGGUAGCUGCCGGACCGAAAGAGCCCUUGGAAAACGCGGCUCCGCUGAAAGAUGUCCCCGCUCCGGUUUCGUUCCCUGUGGUCUCAAAUCCAAGCGGGAAUUACCUGUCCAAACCGCAGGGGGAAGCCCCUCCGCCUCCUCCACCCUGGGUGACUUCGAAGCAGCGCAGAGACUUGCCGUCUGCACCGCUCCCUGCGCCGCCACCUGCCGACUCUUCUCCGCCACCAGCUCCGCCCGCCCCCAAGUGCGCGCCGCCCCCUGUUGCUGCCGCCCCUAAAUUUGUUCCUAAGCCAGCUCCUUCCGGUUUCCCAAGACCUGCCGCUCCAGCCUCUUCUCAGUCUCGUUCGCCGGCCCCUACUGGUACCGUUCCAGCCCCGAAGCCCCAGCCGCCCACAUUCACUUAUGCACAACAGCGGGAAAGACCCGUGGUCCAGGAGAAGCCGCGCCCUAUCGCACAGCCGCCUGCCCCGCGAGAAACGCGCAACCCUGUAGCCUUUGCCAGCGAACGGUCAGAUCCUCCCAGGGGAAAUUCUGCUCUGACCAUGAAGGAGGUGGAAGAGCUGGAGAUGUUGACUCAGAAGCUGAUGAAGGACAUGGACCGCCCUCCUCUUGCAGAAGCUUCCACUUCUGCGGAGCUGUGCGGCCUUUGCAAUAAGGCCCUGUCGCGGACGCAGCCGGCGGUCCGUGCCCUGGACCGGCUGUUCCACGUGGAGUGCUUCACCUGCUUCAAGUGUGAGCGGCAGCUGCAGGGCCAGCAGUUCUACAACGUGGACGAGAAGCCCUUCUGCGAGGACUGCUACGCUGGCACUCUGGAGAAGUGCUGUGUGUGCAAGCAAACGAUCACAGACCGGAUGCUGCGAGCCACAGGCAAUUCAUACCACCCUCAGUGCUUCACCUGCGUGGUGUGCUACAAACCCCUGGAAGGGGCCUCCUUCAUUGUGGACAAAGCCAACCUGCCCCACUGUGUGGACGAUUACCACAGGAAAUAUGCCCCGCGCUGCUCGGUAUGCGCUGAGCCCAUUAUGCCGGAACCUGGGAAGGACGAGACCGUCCGAGUGGUGGCCCUAGAGAAAAACUUCCACAUGAAAUGCUACAAAUGUGAGGAUUGCGGGAAACCUCUCUCCAUCGAGGCGGACGACAACGGCUGCUUCCCACUGGAUGGUCACGUGUUGUGCAGGAAGUGCCACACCUCGCGUGUCAAAGCGGCCGCCUGAGGGCCUUGGAGCAUGAUGUGCCCUCAGGGUACCCCCU